This is a messenger RNA of Penicillium cataractarum, 537 nucleotides long. RefSeq lists its product as uncharacterized. The transcript has a single exon. Lineage: Eukaryota; Fungi; Ascomycota; Eurotiomycetes; Eurotiales; Aspergillaceae. Bases 1 to 537 code for a protein of 178 amino acids. The record is from RefSeq and is a predicted model, not a curated record.
AUGCCACCUCGCAAGGCCACAACAUUCGUGCGACCAACCCAAGAGGAUUGUCUGUUUCAAGUGGAGUGCUGUACGUGGUGCCCAGCCGGCGGCUGGUUUGAGCAGAUAGAAAUGGACAUUUGCUAUGAGUGUGACGACGGCAGCAUACCAGCGGAUAGUGUUCUUUUCACUUGGGGGCCUCGGUUCUUCGCCGCUGGCAAAAAAAUGGGGAAGUCCCUUAAUAUCACGGAAACUAUGCGCUCAUCCAUUGAGAGAGCAGGGUUCGUUGACGUUCAUGAAAAGACCACGAAGUGGCCUAUUGGGGCAUGGCCGAAAGACAAAGCAUUGAAAGAGGCCGGCUUAGUCAAUAUUCAGCAUUGGCUUGCGGGCAUGGAGGGCUACUCGAUGUACCUACUUACUAAGUUCGGAGAUCCGGUGCCAUGGACAAAGGAAAACGUGCUACUCUAUGUUGCGGAGAUGCGGAAAGCACUCAAAAACCCUCACUUUCAUGCCUACCAUGCGCGUGAAGAGAAUCUGUGCCAAGAAGCCCCUGUCUGA